GCAUCACUGUGGACAAGUUCGGGCUGAUCUACUUUGUGGACGGCACUAUGAUCAGGCGGAUUGAUCAGAAUGGGAUCAUCUCAACCGUGUUGGGUUCCAAUGACUUGACAUCUGCUCGGCCUCUCAGCUGUGAUUCGGUCAUGGACAUUUCUCAGGUUCGCCUAGAGUGGCCCACAGAUUUGGCAGUCAACCCCAUGGAUAAUUCGCUCUACGUGCUCGACAAUAACGUCGUGCUGCAGAUAUCUGAGAAUCACCAAGUGCGCAUAGUGGCGGGGAGGCCCAUGCAUUGCCAAGUGCCAGGCAUGGAUCACUUCCUCCUCAGCAAGGUGGCAAUCCAUGCCACCUUGGAGUCUGCUACUGCCCUGGCCGUCUCCCAUAACGGGGUCCUGUACAUUGCUGAAACAGAUGAGAAAAAGAUCAACCGCAUCAGGCAGGUCACCACCAACGGAGAGAUUUCUCUUGUUGCCGGUGCACCGAGCAGCUGUGACUGCAAGAAUGAUGCUAACUGUGACUGCUUCUCUGGGGACGAUGGCUAUGCCAAGGAUGCCAAGCUCAACGCGCCAUCCUCCCUUGCAGUGUGUGCAGAUGGGGAGCUGUAUGUCGCUGAUCUCGGAAAUAUCCGAAUCCGCUUUAUUCGGAAAAACAAACCAUUCCUCAACACCCAAAAUCUGUACGAGUUAUCCUCACCCAUAGACCAGGAACUCUACUUGUUUGAUACCAGUGGUAAACACCUUUAUACUCAGAGCCUUACCACUGGAGAUUAUCUUUACAAUUUUACCUAUUCUGGAGACGGAGAUAUCACUCUGAUCACCGACAACAAUGGCAACUUAGUCAACAUCCGAAGAGAUUCCACGGGGAUGCCUCUCUGGCUCGUAGUGCCAGAUGGCCAAGUCUACUGGGUGACCAUUGGCACCAACAGUGCUCUCAAGAGCGUAACAACACAGGGGCAUGAAGUGGCUAUGAUGACGUACCACGGCAACUCGGGUCUUCUUGCCACCAAAAGCAAUGAAAAUGGGUGGACAACGUUUUACGAAUAUGACAGCUUUGGCCGUCUGACCAACGUGACCUUCCCGACCGGCCAAGUGAGCAGCUUCCGCAGUGACACCGACAGCUCCGUGCAUGUCCAGGUAGAAACCUCCAGCAAGGAUGAUGUUACCAUAACGACCAACUUGUCAGCAUCAGGAGCCUUCUACACCCUGCUGCAAGACCAAGUCCGAAACAGCUACUACAUUGGUGCCGAUGGCUCGCUCAGACUGAUGCUCGCUAAUGGCAUGGAGGUGGCCCUGCAAACCGAGCCACAUCUGCUGGCGGGCACGGUUAACCCCACCGUGGGGAAGAGGAACGUGACGCUGCCCAUCGACAACGGCCUCAACCUGGUGGAGUGGAGACAGAGGAAGGAGCAAGCGAGGGGGCAGGUCACUGUCUUCGGACGUCGGCUGAGGGUUCACAAUAGAAACCUACUGUCCCUUGAUUUUGAUCGUGUGACCAGAACAGAGAAAAUCUACGAUGACCACCGCAAGUUCACACUUCGCAUCCUCUAUGACCAGGCAGGGAGGCCCAGCCUUUGGUCACCCAGUAGCAGACUGAAUGGUGUCAACGUGACCUAUUCCCCAGGAGGACACAUUGCUGGGAUUCAAAGGGGCACAAUGUCGGAAAGGAUGGAGUAUGAUCAGUCUGGCAGAAUUGUAUCCAGGAUCUUUGCUGAUGGGAAAUCAUGGAGCUACACUUACUUGGAAAAGUCCAUGGUGCUGCUCCUUCACAGCCAGCGACAGUACAUCUUCGAGUUUGAUAAGAAUGACCGUUUGUCAUCGGUGACCAUGCCCAACGUUGCCCGGCAGACUUUGGAAACCAUUCGUUCCAUUGGCUACUACAGGAACAUCUACCGGCCUCCAGAAGGCAACGCCUCCGUAAUUCAGGAUUUCACAGAGGAUGAGCAACUCCUCCACACUUUGUACUUGGGGACAGGGAGACGUGUCAUCUACAAGUAUGGAAAGUUGUCCAAGUUGGCUGAGAUGCUCUAUGACACCACGAAGAUCAGUUUCACCUAUGACGAGACUGCUGGCAUGCUAAAAACAAUAAACCUGCAGAAUGAAGGGUUCACGUGUACAAUCAGAUACAGGCAGAUAGGACCCCUUAUUGACAGGCAGAUUUUCCGUUUCACUGAGGAGGGCAUGGUAAAUGCACGGUUUGAUUAUAAUUACGAUAACAGCUUUCGGGUGACGAGCAUGCAAGCCGUGAUCAACGAGACACCUUUACCCAUUGACCUCUACAGGUACGAUGAUGUGUCAGGCAAAACUGAGCAAUUCGGUAAAUUUGGUGUCAUUUACUAUGAUAUCAACCAGAUUAUUACCACAGCUGUCAUGACUCACACUAAACAUUUUGAUGCCUAUGGCAGGAUGAAGGAGGUCCAGUAUGAGAUAUUCCGGUCACUCAUGUACUGGAUGACUGUGCAGUAUGAUAACAUGGGGAGAGUUGUUAAGAAAGAGUUGAAGGUUGGCCCUUAUGCAAACACAACUAGAUAUUCGUAUGAGUAUGAUGCUGAUGGCCAGUUACAGACAGUGUCUAUUAAUGACAAGCCACUCUGGCGUUACAGCUAUGACCUAAAUGGAAAUCUCCAUUUGUUAAGUCCGGGGAAUAGUGCUCGCCUUACACCGCUCCGGUAUGACCUCAGAGACAGGAUUACAAGACUGGGAGAUGUGCAGUACAAAAUGGAUGAAGAUGGCUUCCUAAAGCAACGGGGCAAUGAUAUUUUUGAGUACAACUCAGCUGGCCUGCUCAUCAAAGCUUACAACAAAGCUAGUGGAUGGAGUGUGAAAUAUCGCUACGAUGGCCUAGGAAGGCGAGUCUCCAGCAAAACCAGCCAUGGCCAUCACCUGCAGUUCUUCUACGCAGACCUGACCAACCCAACCAAGGUCACCCAUUUAUACAAUCAUUCAAGCUCCGAGAUCACCUCCCUCUACUAUGACCUCCAAGGCCAUCUCUUUGCAAUGGAGCUCAGCAGCGGGGAUGAAUUCUACAUAGCCUGCGAUAACAUUGGAACCCCUUUGGCCGUCUUCAGUGGGACUGGCUUAAUGAUUAAGCAGAUCCUCUACACAGCUUAUGGGGAGAUCUAUAUGGACACCAAUCCCAACUUUCAGAUCAUCAUUGGCUACCAUGGAGGACUGUAUGACCCCCUCACGAAGCUGAUCCACAUGGGACGGAGAGACUAUGACGUUUUAGCAGGUCGAUGGACAAGUCCAGACCACGAUAUGUGGAAGCAUCUGAGUAGCAAUAACAUUAUGCCCUUCAACCUGUAUAUGUUCAAAAACAACAAUCCUAUUAGCAACUCUCAGGAUAUCAAGUGUUACAUGACAGAUGUCAACAGUUGGCUGCUCACCUUUGGGUUCCAGCUGCACAAUGUCAUCCCUGGAUACCCCAAGCCAGAUAUGGAUGCGAUGGAGCCGUCAUAUGAGCUUGUCCACACACAGAUGAAAACUCAAGAGUGGGACAAUAGCAAGUCAAUUUUGGGCGUUCAGUGUGAAGUGCAGAAGCAGCUUAAGGCCUUUGUCACUCUGGAGCGCUUUGAACGGAUCUACAGCUCCAGCAUUGCUGGGUGCCGGCAGGUCAAGAAGAACAAGAACUUUGCUGCUGGAGGCUCCAUCUUCGGCAAAGGCGUCAAGUUUGCCAUGAAGGACGGGCGAGUGGCCACGGACAUCAUCAGCGUGGCCAACGAGGACGGGCGCAGGAUCGCAGCCAUCCUGAACAAUGCCCAUUACCUGGAGAACUUGCACUUCACCAUCGAUGGCGUGGACACACACUACUUCAUUAAGCAAGGGCCAUCAGAAAGCGACUUGUCCAUCUUGGGCCUCAGCGGCGGGCGGAGGACCCUGGAGAAUGGCGUGAACGUCACGGUGUCCCAGAUCAACACAGUGCUAAAUGGAAGGACUAGACGUUACACGGACAUCCAGCUCCAGUACGGUGCGCUGUGUCUGAACACUCGCUACGGGACCACCUUGGACGAGGAGAAGACCCGCAUCCUGGAGCUGGCCCGGCAGCGUGCCGUGGCCCAAGCUUGGGCCCGGGAACAGCAGAGACUGCGGGAUGGGGAGGAGGGAAUUCGCUCAUGGACAGAAGGGGAGAAGCAGCAAGUGCUAAACACGGGCCGGGUGCAGGGCUACGACGGCUAUUUUGUGAUCUCAGUGGAGCAGUACCCAGAACUCUCAGACAGCGCCAACAACAUCCAUUUUAUGAGACAGAGCGAAAUGGGCAGAAGGUGACAGAGAGGGUCAAUAUGGUGACUUCUUGCCAAAGACAGCUACUCUUUUGUGGCCACUUACCUGACUGUGUUGUACUCAAUCCUUUUUCUAAACUGAACAAGGUGGGGGGAGGAAAAUAGAAAGUGAAAGAUUAAUACGGUUGCACUGUAACUCAUGCAACAUCCUUUUUUUUUCCUUUAAUUUGGCCUUCACGCUAUUUUUUUUAAUGAACAGAAGGUAUAUUUUGCCGUAGUGUGAUCACAGUGAAAUUUACUGUCUCUUGUCCUUUUUUUUUUUCCCCUUUGUGAGGAAUUUGAAGUGGGGAGUCGUCAACGUACGUCCUUAGGUGUGAAGUGCAAACUGGGUGUCUGUGCUAACUUGUGUCAUCCUAACCCUUUCUGAUUUGGGACAGGGACAGAUAGCCUUCCACCUGGAGAACAGGGAGCCCACAGCAUCCCGGAGAGCUCGUCCUGGGAAGAAAGGAAACAGAAGACAACACUGACUGCGCAUCUCCGAAAGUGACCGUCCGAAUCAUGUGCCUCAAAAGAGAACUUACAAGUAGUUUCCAUGUUUCACUUGGGACAUAAAGUGUUUUUGGGGGGCUCCUGCUGAGCAGAAGUAGAUUAUAGAGGCAAAGGAGCUGAGUAUAUUAACUUGCAAGAUGAUUCUCUUCCUUCCUGAACUGGAAUAAAAAAAGAAAAAAAACAGUCUUUUUUUUUCAUUAUGAGAGUAGAUAUUUUGGGGUUUAUUUUUGUGUGUGUGUGUGCGCAAAUCCUGGUUUUAGUUAAAAACCUAGCAAAAGCCAAGAAAGGGACUCCUGCUCUAUCGAGAAA
This is a messenger RNA of Tinamus guttatus (white-throated tinamou), 5068 nucleotides long. The record is from RefSeq and is a predicted model, not a curated record. Lineage: Eukaryota; Metazoa; Chordata; Aves; Tinamiformes; Tinamidae.